AUGUCCCGCCGCGUGGAGGUUCUGCAGACGCAGCUGCCCGCUUACAACCGCCUCAAGACACCGUACGAGGCGGAGCUCAUCGCCACUGCCAAGAAGAUGACGGCGCCCGGCAAGGGUCUCCUCGCUGCUGAUGAGUCCAUUGGCUCGUGCGCGAAACGCUUUGCGCCGAUCGGCCUGAGCAACACGGAGGAGCACCGCCGCCAGUACCGUGCCCUGAUGCUUGAGUGCGAGGGCUUUGAACAGUACAUCAGUGGCGUCAUCCUGCACGACGAGACGGUCUACCAAAAGGCCAGCUGUGGCAAUACCUUCCCGCAGCUUCUUGUGCGCAAGGGCGUGGUGCCCGGCAUCAAGACGGACAUGGGCCUGAACCCCCUCGUGGAGGGCGCUGAGGGCGAGCAGAUGACGGAGGGUCUUGACGGCUACAUCAAGCGCGCGCGGAAGUACUACUCCCUUGGCUGCCGCUUCUGCAAGUGGCGCAACGUGUACAAGAUUCAGAACGGCACUGUGUCGGAGGCGGCUGUGCGCUUUAACGCCGAGACCCUCGCCCGUUACGCUGUCCUGUCCCAGCUAUGUGGUCUUGUCCCCAUUGUGGAGCCGGAGGUGAUGAUCGACGGUGUACACGAUAUUGAGACGUGCCAGCGCGUGUCGCAGCACGUGUGGGCAGAGGUGGUAUCUGCCCUGCAACGCCACGGCGUUGUGUGGGAGGGCUGCCUGCUGAAGCCCAACAUGGUGGUUCCCGGUGCGGAGUCUGGCAUCAAAGCCACCCCUGAGCAAGUGGCGCACUACACCGUGACGACGCUGAGCCGCGUGCUGCCCCCCGCGCUCCCUGGCGUGACGUUCCUGUCCGGUGGUCUCAGCGAGGUGCAGGCGUCGGAGUACCUCAACGCGAUGAACUGCAGCCGCCUGCAGCGCCCGUGGAAGCUGACCUUCUCGUACGCCCGCGCCCUGCAGUCCAGCGCGCUCAAGGCGUGGGGCGGGAAGCAGUCCGGCGUUGCCGCGGGCCGCCGUGCCUUCAUGCACCGCGCCAAGAUGAACUCGCUCGCUCAGCUUGGCCGCUACAACCGUGCUGAUGACGACAAGGAGUCGCAGUCUCUGUAUGUUGCGGGUAACACGUACUGA
Messenger RNA from Trypanosoma grayi, 1119 nucleotides. Its product is annotated as fructose-bisphosphate aldolase, glycosomal. Gene Ontology annotation, molecular function: fructose-bisphosphate aldolase activity. The transcript has a single exon. Lineage: Eukaryota; Euglenozoa; Kinetoplastea; Trypanosomatida; Trypanosomatidae. The record is from RefSeq and is a predicted model, not a curated record. Gene Ontology annotation, biological process: fructose 1,6-bisphosphate metabolic process; glycolytic process. Gene Ontology annotation, cellular component: cytosol. The coding region runs from base 1 to 1119 and encodes 372 amino acids.